Phlebotomus papatasi is the source of this 3465-nucleotide messenger RNA. Its product is annotated as probable phosphorylase b kinase regulatory subunit beta. The coding region runs from base 116 to 3328 and encodes 1070 amino acids. Gene Ontology annotation, cellular component: phosphorylase kinase complex. Gene Ontology annotation, biological process: glycogen metabolic process. The transcript has 10 exons. The record is from RefSeq and is a predicted model, not a curated record. Gene Ontology annotation, molecular function: calmodulin binding. Lineage: Eukaryota; Metazoa; Arthropoda; Insecta; Diptera; Psychodidae.
GGUGAUUCGCCGCAAUUCGCCAGCAGCAGAGGUCAAAAAGGUAAAAAGAAAACAAGUGGAAAGUGGCAAAAUUUCCUGUUUUUCUCACCUUCGUAGAGUCUUUCUGGCCAGAGGAAUGCGAGAGAUGCAGAAACAAAAUAUCCCGGACAAACCAAAUCCAGUUCGGAUGGGAAGUAUUGACGACAUAAACUUGGAUCAGUUCCUCAAGAUCACCAAUUACGAAGAUACAGUGAAGCAAUUGGACAUAUAUUAUGGAAUUGUGAAGCGUCAAUUACUUCAAUUCCAAAGCCCCAUCACCGGCCUCUUCCCAGUACUUACCACAGACACUGAAGUGGGCAGCAUCCGGGAUAGUGUGUACUGUGCUGCAGCCAUAUGGAGUCUCUAUCAAGCCUACAAGAGAAUCGACGAUGAUCGAGGUAAGUCCUAUGAGCUGGCCCAGUCAACAGUCAAGUGCAUGAGAGGAAUUCUUGAGUGUUGGAUCAAACAAGCACGCAGAGUGGAACUCUUCAAGUCUCGCCAAUGCAGUCAGCAUGCCCUGCACUGUAAAUUUCAUCUGUACACUGGAGAACAAGUUCUCCCGGAUGACAAGUACAAUCAUCUGCAAAUUGAUGUGGUGUCUGUGUACUUAAUCUUCCUGGUGCAGAUGAUAACGUCAGGGCUGCAGAUUGUUUAUACACAGGAUGAAGUGGCUUUUGUGCAGAACCUCGUGUAUUAUGUUGAACGAGCCUAUCGUACUCCGGAUUUUGGGAUCUGGGAGAGAGGAUCAAAGUACAAUGAUGGAACGCCAGAAAUUCAUGCUUCGUCCAUUGGAUUUGCCAAAUCAGCGCUGGAAGCUAUCAAUGGAUGCAAUUUGUUUGGGGAGAAAGGAGCCUCAUGGAGUGUGGUGUAUGUUGACAUUGAUGCCCACAAUAGGAAUCGCAGUAUUUUCGAAACGAUGCUUCCGCGAGAAUCUAGUUCCAAAGGAGUCGAUGCCUCACUCAUUCCCACCCUCUCCUUUCCCGCUUUCGCCUCCCACGAGGAGAGACUCGUGGACAUGACUAAGAAGAACGUAGUAACACGUUUGCGGGGUUCCCGGGGCUUCAAGAGAUUCAGCAGGGAUGGGUAUCUCAGUAAGAUUGAGGACAAGAGCAGAAGAUUCUACAAUCGAGGAGAAAUAAAGGAUUUCGAGGGUUAUGAAUGCGAAUGGCCACUCUUCUACAUAUACAUGAUCAUCGAUGGGGUCUUCAAGAACAAUCCUGACCAAAUUGAGGAGUUCCAGAAUGAAUUGAGAGGCUGCUUGUACAAAGAUUUGAAUGGCGAUCCUGUCGUUUCAAUGUACUUCCAGCCUGAUGGUGAAGGCGGCUACACACGAUCAAAUCCCAAUUCCCUCUUCCUCUGGGGUCAAUCUAUCUUCAUCAUAUCACAGUUGCUGACGGCUGGACUAUUGCAUAUCAACGAACUGGAUCCCAUUCGCAGAUACCUCCCCAGCUACAAUAGACCAAGGAAAGGCGGCAGAUAUUCAGCUUUUCAGGCCAAGCCGGGAAUAGGAACUGCAACAGAUCUCGUAGUACAAAUUGUUCUUAUAGCGGAAUCCAUGAGAUUGCAAGCUAUGAUGGCAACUUAUGGGAUCCAGACUCAAACACCUCAUGAGGUGGAACCUGUGCAAAUUUGGUCAUCGACUAAGUUAAUUCAAGUUUAUCAGCAAUUGGGUGUCAAUGAGAAAAUAGGCUUAACUGGAAGACCACCGAGACCAAUAGGUUCUCUAGGAACUUCCAAAGUGUACAGAAUUUGCGGAAUGACAGUGCUAUGUUAUCCAUUAAUCUUUGAAGUAUCGGACUUUUAUCUCUAUCGAGACAUGGCUCUUCUUAUUGAUGACAUUAAGACGGAAUUGCAAUUUGUGGGGAAAUAUUGGAGGCUUUCCGGAAGGCCAACAGUUUGUUUGCUCAUUCGUGAGGAGCACAUGCGUGAUCCGCAAUUUAAGGAAAUGCUGGAUUUGCUGGCGAUGCUCAAGAAAGGUUACUGUGAUGGGAUGAAAGUCCGAAUUGGACGACUGCAGAAUUUAAUUUCGAGCUCGUGUAUUGAGCACUUGGACUUUAUGUCACAGUCUGAACUCCCAGAAAGCUGUGAGGCAUUCAGUCAAAUGACACAUGAAUACAUUGGCUAUCAGAGUCUCACGGAUAUCCCAAAGGCUUUAACCUAUGUCGAUGAGAGAAUGUCCAUGAAGGAAUUCAAUCAUCGACCAAAUGAAGAUGUCAUCGAUGCCAUCAGACGUACAACAUCUCUCUUUGGUCUCGUUCAACUCUUGGAGAUUCUUAUGAAGCGCCAAGAGAUGGAUUUUGAAAUUGACGGGAGGACACUGUAUCAGUGCAUCACGGAUCUCUACUACCGAGCCGGAUCACUGAGAUAUUGGCGUGUAGUGAGAUACUGCAGUUCUCUGUUGCAUCACAUUGUCGAUUCCAUUUCUCCCUUCAUCACAACAGUCCUAGUCAAUGGGAAACAAUUGACUGUGGGUAUUAUUGGGCAAAAAGAAACGGUUUUUGAUAAACCAAUGACACCAGCUGAAAUCCAAGAAGUCAUGUAUACAUCCGUUCAGCCUCUCAAUGUUAUCCAUGCGGUACUUCAGCAAGAAGUAGUCCUCUACUGUGGACGUCUUAUUGCCACAACUCCAGAAAUGUUUCGUGGCAUUCUCAAGAUUCGUGUUGGAUGGGUGCUUGAGGCAAUGAGGCUCUACUUGCACAUUUCUAAUGCAGCUCAAGGGACAGAUCUAGAGAAUUUGUCUCCCUACGAAGUACGUCAAUUGCUCCAUCACGUUCUCACAGUUCGACAAUGGGCCAAAGAAGAAAACUUAUCUACGUUUCAACGGCGUCAGCUCGAGGGAUGCCUGUGUCGUGUUCCUGACCAAUUCUACAAUUGGGUUUGGGAUGUCCUUCAGCGAACACCUGAAGGAAUUCACGUACAAGGGCAUCAUUUGCCGGCAACGCCAACCCUCACGAGCAUGAGUCGCAGUGAAUUGUCCUUUUCACUUCUCGUGGAGGAAACUCUCAUUCACAUCGAAUUGCCGGAACGGCGUCAAUUGACAGUUGAGCUGCUGGGAAUUGUGGCAAAGAUCCUCAGUCGAAAUCCCGAAUUGCAAUUUCAGCAAGUUCUCGAUCUCGAUAAAUUACUCGAAAGUGCCUUCAAUAUGUACUGCAAGGACAAUCGCAAAGAGAUCUCCAAGGACAUCUCUCCACUGUACUCCCUCAACUACUCCGAGACCACUGGCUACUUAGCCAGAGCUGCAGUGAAUACCGUACUGCAGGGAGGUGCACUGACUCCAGCAAUGAGUGAUGAAAUGUGCAAAGUAUCCUAAAUAACCUCAACACUAAAUUUUUUCCCCCGAAUUUCAACUUUUGAGCAUUAUUUGUUAUAUUUUUUUUGUUGUUGUCUGUUUGCCAAAAAAAUAAAAAAUGAGUUUUUCAAAAUAUAGAGAUGCAAAAAAAAAACAAA